Sorghum bicolor (sorghum) is the source of this 1452-nucleotide messenger RNA. RefSeq names its product NAC domain-containing protein 83. NCBI's taxonomy places the organism in Eukaryota, Viridiplantae, Streptophyta, Magnoliopsida, Poales, Poaceae. The transcript is spliced from 2 exons. Gene Ontology annotation, biological process: regulation of DNA-templated transcription. The record is from RefSeq and is a predicted model, not a curated record. The coding region runs from base 307 to 1110 and encodes 267 amino acids. Gene Ontology annotation, molecular function: DNA binding.
CCCGUCGUCUCCCUCCUCCCUCCCCCCUCCUCCCCCCUCAACUACGCACGCAAACGAAAAACUCCCCUCGAUUGUGCGGGUGCGGCAAGUAACCCACCAGUCGUCCACCAACAACCCCGAGCCGUCAACCGUCCCCCCUGCAAAGAUCGAGCCUUUUGUGCGUGUCGUGUCCACGCGCGCGGCGGCGUUAGUUGUCGUCAAGGAGCAGCGCGGGCGAGAGAAGGGGGUGAAAAAAACACUAGUUGUUGGUCGAUUUGACCCAGGCGUGUGGUCUACUGCUACUGGUAUUUGCUUCAUUCGCAUGCGAUGGAGGUGAAGGAUGCUGCGAAGCCGAGGCUGCCGCCGGGGUUCAGGUUCCGGCCCACGGACGAGGAGUUGAUCGUUCACUACCUCCGGCGCCGCGCGCUGGCCUCCCCGCUGCCGCCCGCCGUCGACAUCCCGGACGUCCGCAUCCUGGCGCACGACCCUUCCGACCUGCUGCCCCCAGGGUUCAGCGAGCAGGAGCGCUACUUCUUCACGUGCAAGGAGGCCAAGUACGUGAAGGGCCGGCGCGCCAACCGCGCCACGGGGGCCGGGUACUGGAAGGCCACAGGCAAGGAGAAGCCGGUGGCCGUGGCGGUCCCGGCGACUCGGGGCGGCCAGGGCCAGGCCGUGCUUGUGGGCAUGAAGCGCUCGUUGGUGUUCUACCGGGGGAAGCCACCGACGGGGAGCAAGACGGACUGGGUUAUGCACGAGUACCGGCUCGCGGGCGCCGGGCUCGCCCCGUGCCGCCGCGCGACAGCGCAGCAGGACGGCGACGGCGACGCGGCGGUGUCGCGGCCGGCCGAGGGCUGGGUGCUGUGCCGCGUGUUCCGGAAGAAGAAGGGCUCCGCCGCCGCCGCGAGGCCUGGCGACCGGAGCGACGGCGACGGCGAUGAGGGCGAGGAGGCCGGCGAGAGCGAGAGCGCGGGCGCUGGCGGGCCGGGGUUCAUCGACUUCUUCGCGCGCGCGGACGCGGCGGGGCGGCGGCGUCGCGCGGCGUCGCCCGUGGUGUCGAGCAGCUGCCUGACGGACGCGUCGCCCGAGCGGCAGCAGGGGCGGGAGCAGGAGACCACCAGCAGAGGCGCGUGAUGACAAAGACAAGCGUCGGCUGGCGUGGCGUGAAGCAAGGCGGGCAGGCAGGCAGGCAUCCAAGCAGAGCAAGCAAGCUAGAGAAAGAGGAAAGCUUUUGUUGGCCUGCAUGAGCAAGCAGAGAAACUGUUGCAGUGCCUAAUCUGGGCGUCAGUAGGAGUAAGUAAAGUCAUUAGCAACGAGAGAGCAGCAGGGAGAGGAGAGGCCUGAGAGUCUUGAGCGUAGAUGCUUGCUGAAACUAAUGUAGCAGCAGUUCAGUUGUACUCCGUAGUAAUGUAUACCUACCGUAUCGCCACCACCCUGAUCAAUCAAAAGUUCUCCGUCCAUGUAGAGUGCCGCAAA